CUCUUGCAGGAGGCCACCAUGAGCUCACUGUGGUGCUCGGGCAGCGGGGACGUCAUCGAGGACUGGUGCCGCUGCGACUCAAGUGCCUUCGGGGCUGACGGGCUGCCCACCUGCGCACCUCUCCCGCACCCCAUCCUGCGGCUCUCCACCGUUCACGAGCCCAGCAGCACGCUGGUGGUGCUGGAGUGGGGGCACUCAGAGCCCCCCAUCGGGGUGCAGAUCGUCGACUACCUGCUCCGUCAAGAGAAAGUCACCGACAGGAUGGACCACUCCAAGGUGGAAACUGAGACGGUGCUGAGCUUCGUGGAUGACAUCAUCUCUGGCGCCAAGUCACCCUGCGCCAUGCCAGCCCAAGUGCCGGACAGGCUCUCCUCCACCAUCUCCCUCAUCGUUCGCUGCCUGGAGCCCGACACCACCUACAUGUUCACGCUCUGGGGAGUCGAUAACACAGGAAGACGCUCCAGGUCCAGUGAUGUGACGGUCAAGACCCCAUGCCCUGUGGUAGAUGAUGUGAAAGCUCAAGAAAUAGCAGACAAGAUCUACAACCUCUUCAACGGCUACACCAGUGGUAAGGAGCAGCAAACAGCUUACAACACUCUGCUGGACCUGGGUUCUCCCAGCCUGCACCGAGUCCUUUACCACUACAACCAGCACUACGAGAGCUUUGGGGAGUUCACUUGGCGCUGUGAAGAUGAGCUGGGGCCCAGGAAAGCUGGCCUCAUCCUCUCGCAGCUGGGGGACCUCAGCAGCUGGUGCAAUGGCCUCCUGCAAGAGCCCAAGAUCAGCCUCCAGCGCUCGUCCCUCAAGUACCUUGCCUGCCGCUACAGCGAGAUCAAGCCCUACGGGCUCGACUGGUCGGAGCUCAGCCGGGACCUCAAGAAGACGUGCGAGGAGCAGACACUGAGCGUCCUUUACAAUGACUAUGGUGACAAGGACUACUGAGGGUUGUGGAUGCCCACUCUCACACUGGCCUUCCCAUGGGCAUUUGUGAGGGUUUUAUACAUGGACCCACGGAGGGGGGGGGAGGGUAUCGCUGAUGUUUCUGGAGACAAAAAUUUGGACCAGGGAGUGAAACUAGCUGCUCUGUGC
Balearica regulorum gibbericeps (East African grey crowned-crane) is the source of this 1089-nucleotide messenger RNA. NCBI's taxonomy places the organism in Eukaryota, Metazoa, Chordata, Aves, Gruiformes, Gruidae. The record is from RefSeq and is a predicted model, not a curated record.